AUAAUCCAUAAAACACAAUAAUUCACAAUGGUUGUGAAACGUUCCAAUAGAAAUAGAGCUUCUUCUGCUAUGUGAUGUGGGUUUUGUUUUAAAGCGAGGAAUGCUUCUGUUACUUCUGGAUAUUUAUUCCAUACUGUCCAACAUUAUUUUUUUCCAUGGCCAAAGAAUGACGAUGUCCUAUCACACCCAGUAAAUGCAUGGAAAACAGGGAGACAUCCAGAUUUGGUAGGUCCAAGAGCUCUUGCCAUCUCAUGAGCAGCCAAAUACCUAUAGUUUUUUCCAGUUCCAAAUGCAACCUAUAUGCUAAUACCUAGUUGGGCAGAGGCAGCUACAGCAAGGACAACUAUAUCAGUAUCAUUGCUUCUGAUAAGUAUUCUGGCAAACCCUCUUCUAGCCAUAAGGGCAAUGUGGACAAACAUUUUGGUAUCUGCUUCUUCAUGAGAACAUGGCUCCAAGUCAUUUGUAUCACUAAUUGCAGGAUUGCAAAUCAUCUUCUCACCAAUGGUGGUCACAAUCUAAUGGAAGACUUGAUAGUUUGUAGGCUAAAAUACCAAACAACUGUUGCUUGUUUGAGUCAUCUCUCAAGUAAGAUUGCCAGUUUCUGGGCACAGUGUUACCAAGAUAUGUGUAGGUCAUCCUUCUGUCACCUUUCCCACGCUUCUGUCUCGUCAUUGUCUUCAGACUCCUUGUCAGGUACUCAUCCCAAAUUAUAUCGAGGCGAUCAACAUGUUGCAGCUAACCUUGGAUGUAGGGAAGGAAAACAUCAGUGGCAUA
Owenia fusiformis is the source of this 774-nucleotide messenger RNA. The record is from the annotation of a GenBank genome assembly. NCBI's taxonomy places the organism in Eukaryota, Metazoa, Annelida, Polychaeta, Sabellida, Oweniidae.